Molecule: messenger RNA, 3051 nt
Organism: Puntigrus tetrazona (Sumatra barb)
Lineage: Eukaryota; Metazoa; Chordata; Actinopteri; Cypriniformes; Cyprinidae
Gene: arhgap9
Product: Rho GTPase activating protein 9
Exons: 20
Coding region: 232-2829 (865 amino acids)
Biological process (GO): regulation of GTPase activity; signal transduction
Cellular component (GO): cytoplasm
Molecular function (GO): phospholipid binding; protein binding
Source: RefSeq, a predicted model, not a curated record
CGCUCUCUGAUUGGCCGUUCUCUGUCACGUGGCCCGCCCCCGAGCAGCCCCGCCCCUCGGCCGACGGGAGGCCGCUCUGACGGAGCUCGAGCUCGCGCGCAGUCCGGUUCACCGACACCUGGGAGAGCGCGCGCGGAUGCACCUGCGGUCACCGAUCAUGGCACUCGUGUGGUCUCUCUUCGGAGCUGUGCUCGUCCUCCGAUCUCGCUCCGAGCGUCUCUGAGAGGAAGCAUGCUGUCGGGAGGCUGGCGUCGUGGGACGGUCGUCUCGGGCUCGCGGCUGGGCGGCCCUGUGGUUCUGGAGGCUCAGUAUGAUUACUCGUACCGCGCCGCCGACGGCCGCCUGGUCUCCAUCCACGAGGGCGAGCGCUUUCUGCUGCUGAAGAAGACCAACGCGGACUGGUGGCAGGCUCGGAGGAUCGGGGGCGGAGCCAAGGUCAAGCCCAUCUAUGUGCCGGCGACGUACGUCAUCGAGCUGCCCGUCAGCCAGUUCCGCCCCUCGCUGGCCUCCAGCCAAUCAGCGUCCGAGAGCUUCAGGAUGAUCCCUCGAGGCUCGCUCACGCCCUGCAUGCAGACACACGGCUCAGUGCCUGAUAAGCAGUUCUGUCGUUCCAUGGAGAACCUGAACUGCAGCAGUGCCUUGACGGACAAACCCAGCGGCCGGGUCUCAGCGCGAGGACGGUUCCCGACCUUACCUCUCUCCGGUUCCACCGCCUCACCCUCGGGUCAGCUCACGGUCCCCGGGGUCCCCGGCGUCCCGAUCGCCCGCAGCCAAAGCUCCAGCAACCUUCCCCAGAACCCUUACCAGAACCAGGACCAGAGCCCCAGCAGCCCGACUAAAUCCUACAGCCAGUGGGACAUGAGCGCUGCCCGCAGACACACACACGGACACAUACAGAUCUCAUCAUCCGCCUACAUUUCCCAGAGUUCCCUGUCAGAGCAGGGGAAGCGGCAGUGGGCGGAGCCUCCCAAGCCGUUGCCGGGUCAACGACCCAUGCAGACGCUGCAGCUGUGGGAUCAGUACUGUGACCCCGGAACCGGGCGCUGUUACUACGUCAACACCGUUACCGAGGAGCGCUCGUGGAAACCGCCUCGCCGAGCUCGCGAGAGCCACGCCCACCAAAACAAGGUCGCUGUGGUUCAGCGAGACAUCAGACACCUGUCUCUCCCGUUACAGAACUCAGGAGGAGGCUCGAUGCACAGGCUCUCGCCUGACCUCUCCUACAUUACCCACGAUGCCAAUGGCUGGCAGCUGAGUCAGAGCAUGCAGCGUGCGGUCUCAUCCGAAGCGCUUAGCUCCGCCUCCGGUGCAUUUGGCGACGCCCAUCACAGAAGCUCCACCUUAACCGGAGGCGUGGCACAUGUCAGCCACUCCUACUCCAUGUUCUUGCCCUCGCAGGCGCAGAGAACUUCUGCAAACGGCCAGUCAGAUUACAGGCUGCUGGUGGACCCUCCUUCAUCUGACAGCUCACCAGACAGUGAAGGAGUCACACCGGAACUGGAAAAGGCCGGUCUUCUCAACAAAACCAAGAUAGCAGAAGGAGGCAGGAAACUGAGGAAAAACUGGAACCCAUCAUGGGUGGUGCUGGUGGGAAACAGCCUCGUCUUCUUCAAAGACCCCAAAAGCCAGAAUCCUGACAGCUGGAAACCGGGUAACAGCCGCCCGGAGAGCAGCGUGGAUCUGAGAGGAGCUCAGCUUCAGUGGGCCAACGACCUGUCCAGCAGAAAAAACGUCUUCAAGCUGAGGACGAUUACGGGUAAUGAGUUUUUGCUGCAGUCGGAGACAGAAUCACUCAUCAAAGAAUGGUACAGAACCAUCCAGAACGUCAUCGACAGACUGGAUAAAGAGAAUCCUCUGGAUAAUGUGCUGCAGUAUUCCCUGAGGAGAGCCGGAUCAGUCGAGAUGCUCGAUCAAAGCGGAGACGAGGAUGAGAAUCGCGGUGGAAAUAAGACUUCCUUGCCUCGUUCCGCGUCUAACCUGGAGAACUCGGAGCACAAGCGAGUGAAGAGCCGCUUGAAGAAGCUGAUUCUCCGGAGGCCUCCGCUGCAGACUCUUCAGGAGAAAGGACUCAUUAAAGAUCAGGUGUUCGGCUGUGGGCUAGAGCUGCUGUGUGAGCGAGAGAAAAGCACUGUUCCUCAGUUCGUCAGAAAAUGCACAGAUGCCGUGGAGAGGAGAGGCUUGGAGACGGAUGGGAUUUACAGAGUCAGCGGGAAUCUGGCUGUCAUUCAGAAACUGCGCUUUGCUGUCAAUCAUGAGCGAGCUGUGACCACAGACGGACGUUAUCUCUUUCCUGAGGAUUUAGUGCAAGAGCGUCUGGAUCUGGACGACCCGCAGUGGGAGGACAUCCACGUCAUCACCGGAGCGCUCAAGCUGUUCUUCAGAGAGCUGCCCGAGCCGCUCGUCCCGUACGGGUUCUUCCACGACGUCGUCGAGGCCGCCAAACUAUCUGAUUACACGGAGAAGGUGGACAAACUGAAGAUGCUGGUCAUCAGCAUGCCUCCACCAAACCAGAGCACCUUAAGACACAUGAUCCGGCACCUCAGACGCGUGGAAGUUCUGAGCUGCUGCUGGAUCGCCGGAGACCGACUCUGUGUGUGUGUGUGUGUGUGUGUGUGUGUGUGUGUGUGUGUGUUCAGGGUGAUGGAGAGCUCGGACAGGAACCGCAUGACCACGCAGAACAUCGGCAUCGUCUUCGGCCCCACGCUGAUGCGGCCCGAGAACGAGAGCGGGAACAUGGCCAUCAACAUGGUGUACCAGAACCAGGCCAUCGAGCUGCUGCUCAGUCACUUCCUGCAGAUCUUCGGAGCCGAGCCCGCGGCGCCCCACUGAAACAAUCCCAGGAUGCACCGGGGCGCCAGAGCCAUCUCACCGGAACACACCUCAGCUCAGAAAUAAGGAGAAUAAUAGCAAUGAAAAGAAAUUAGCUUUUGCAUAAAGAAAAUGUUUUUUAGGAUCAUAAGAUAAUAUAAUAAUUAACGCUGUCAAACGAUUAAUCGCUUCGUUUGUUUACGUAAUAUAUGUGUGACGCGUGUGUGUGUGUGUGUGUGUGUG